AUGGCCCUUGACUCGAACAACGAUCGCAAAAUCGAGCUGCGCGUGGCCCAGCAGAAGGCGUAUGUCUGGGACGUGGAGGACAUCGCCACGCUCCGCGCAAAACACCAUGUUUGUGGUAUUUUAACGGGGACGCUGCCUCAUCUGUCUCAGCAGAACGUGUUCCUCGGGAUUCCCCUCGUCUUGCUUCCAGAGGAAGUAGUCCUCCUUGUGGAGAAACACCUCGCUGUCCUCGUCGACGAUCUGCACGCGCAUUCUCCGCCAUCCGCAGACGCUCUUGCAGCCUGGAACUCCGAGCGCGAGACCUCCGCACGCAUCCAGAUAGCCAACGCGGAAGCAGAGCGGUUCUCAGACAAAGCCAGCAAGUUCUCAAUGUCUGAAGAAGCCAUCCGGAAACGCACGGAGCGUGAGGCCAAGCGCGCCGCCGCCGCCAUCGCGAAAGCACUGGCUGAAGGGCUGCCCGUGGACGACAUCCCUCUGUCCGCGGCUGCAGCUUCCAUCGUCACUCCAGAUGAGCGGCCCGCGACCCCUGGCAAACCCCCGCUGGCUUUCAACGUCACGAUCCCAGCGAGCUCGUCCGAGCUCGCGUGGUACGCCCCCGCGACAAGCUCGUACACGACCCUGGACGCGGCGCGCGAAGCGGGGGUGUGGACCUACCCCGCGACGUCGUUCGAGCGCGCCAAGUGCGCCGUCUUCCGGGACCUCUGGGAGCAGGGCCACUUCAUGGGCGGGGGCAUCAAGUUCGGAGGCGACUUUCUCGUCUACCCUGGGGACCCGCUCAGGUACCAUUCGCACUUCGUCGCCUCCGUGGUCGAAUCGCCGAAAGCGCCGCUCAUGCCGAUGGAGAUCGUCGCGCACGGACGGUUGGGCACGGCGACGAAGAAAUCACAUUUGUUCUGUGAGUGGGAUGAGGAGAGACAGACGGUCACGUACUACUCAGUGGAGUGGGCAGGGUUUGGUUGA
Messenger RNA from Epithele typhae, 960 nucleotides. RefSeq names its product tRNA-intron endonuclease catalytic domain-like protein. Lineage: Eukaryota; Fungi; Basidiomycota; Agaricomycetes; Polyporales; Epitheliaceae. Gene Ontology annotation, biological process: tRNA-type intron splice site recognition and cleavage; tRNA splicing, via endonucleolytic cleavage and ligation. The transcript is spliced from 4 exons. The record is from RefSeq and is a predicted model, not a curated record. Gene Ontology annotation, molecular function: nucleic acid binding; tRNA-intron lyase activity. Bases 1 to 960 code for a protein of 319 amino acids. Gene Ontology annotation, cellular component: tRNA-intron endonuclease complex.